AUGAACGCCAUUGGCAAGAAAGAGAUCACAAGUCUCCCUGUCGAUAACUGUAUUGCAUUUUGCUGGCGCCUCUCCGCACUCCCCGCUCUCACUUCAUCCGAAACGAAUGAAGGGCCUUUUUAUCUCAAGCACUACGACGAUAAAGGUGACCAUAUUCUCGUGGAUGAUGACUACAAUAUCACGGGAAUUCUUGACUGGGAAUUCGCUUCAGCAGAAGCGAAGGACCUAGCUUUUAGUUCGCCUUGCAUGAUGUGGCCACUUGGAGAUUACUACGAUGGGUUGAAUAACCUCUCCGAAGAUGAGAUUGAAUUCGCAUGUAUUUUCGAAAUCCGUGGACGUAAGGAUAUAUCUGAGAUUGUCCUGGGCGGCAGGCGAUGGCAACGGUUUUUGUUUUUCCUCGGUGGAGGGGUGGAAGAAGAUGAAUCAACAUUCGAGUCGUUGUUCCAAGGUCUUCGAAAGUCUUUUGCUACUGAUGUUGAACAAAGCGUCUCUUCAUACAAGGAUUGGAAAGUUGAAGCCAUCAAUCAGUAUUAA
Molecule: messenger RNA, 534 nt
Organism: Penicillium manginii
Lineage: Eukaryota; Fungi; Ascomycota; Eurotiomycetes; Eurotiales; Aspergillaceae
Exons: 1
Coding region: 1-534 (177 amino acids)
Source: RefSeq, a predicted model, not a curated record